CCUUACUUUUCUUCCUAGAGGGCCACAAGCUAAAACCAAAAUGCGAAGGCACCGGUGCCACCAGGCGGUCCGAUCCGAGUCCGAGACGGAGAGCGAGACCGACACCGAGACCAUGCGGUGCAUAUCGUGCAAGGAAGAGUACGGAGCACGUGACGCCGGCACGUGCAAGGAGUGCUACGAGGAGGCCAGCGAGACCGAGGAAGAGCUCAAGCGAGAGAUCGAAGAUCUCAAAGCCAAAGUCACCUUUUUACGCUUUUGGUCUCCGCUCGAUCAUGCCCACCGUGGCUCCACCUCGCCUGGUCCCUUCUUCCCCGACGUCGUCUUGGUCGCUUCCGGUGAUGGAUCCCCGGGCUUGCCCCCUGUGCCUGUACCCGCCCAUAAAGCCGUUUUGGCGAGUCGUUCACCAGUGUUCAAAGCAAUGCUUGAGAAUGAGAUGGAAGAAAGCAGGAGCGGAACCAUCAAGAUCGCUGACGUAUCGUAUGAUGCUCUCCGUGCGUUUGUAAACUAUUUGUACACAGCGGAAGCAUGGCUGGAUGAGCAAAUGGCUUGUGACCUUCUGGUCUUGGCUGAAAAAUACCAGGUGAAGCAUCUCAAGGGGUAUUGCGAGAAGUUCCUGGUAUCCAAAUUGAACUGGGAUAAUUCACUUAUGAGCUAUGCCUUUGCUCACCAGCACAACGCCAAGCUCGUGCUUGAUGCAGCUUUGUGUUUGAUAACAGACAACAUGGAUAAGCUUACGAAAAGGGAAGAGUAUAUGGAACUCGUGGAAAAGGAUCCCCGACUUGUUGUGGAGAUUUAUGAAGCUUAUCUCUCCAAACAGGUCAAUACUGCUGCUCAUAAGGAUAGUUCAAUGAAAUCAUAGUCAACUCUGAUCAAGGAUUGUUUGUUCAUCAUUUGAAUAAUGAGGUUUCAGUCAUUGUUGGUGGAUGAACUUUUACUAUAUAAAAGAAGAAAAAGUUUGAUGAUCCUCCUUUGCUGGGAGAAAUCUGUAUUCCAAUGGAACCAUACAUACUAUUCAGCAUUGUCCUUUCUUAUCACAAAAAUGUUUUGGCAAAACUGUGGUGAGUUCUGCAUGAUUUGGGAUCAUUUUCCAGAUGACAAUAAUGAACUGGGUUUUAGUCUUUCAUAAGCUUAACAGUGUGGCCUCUAUUGCAUUUACAAGGAUUUUAUGUCUUUGCUUUUAGGUAGCAUUUGUUGUGCUUCCACAUUCUUUGCAAUGUAUAUAAUUAGAUUACAUUGUAGUUUUUUGUAGCUUUUGUUUCAAUACGUGAUGUAAUAAGAUUGCAAUGUAAUUACAUUAUUAAUCAGAAAAGGUAUAAGGAUGUGAUUGUAUUGAAAAAUCAAUGUAAUCUCGUUACUAACUA
This is a messenger RNA of Theobroma umbraticum, 1361 nucleotides long. Its product is annotated as BTB/POZ domain-containing protein. The record is from RefSeq and is a predicted model, not a curated record. Gene Ontology annotation, molecular function: protein binding. Lineage: Eukaryota; Viridiplantae; Streptophyta; Magnoliopsida; Malvales; Malvaceae.